This is a messenger RNA of Dipodomys ordii (Ord's kangaroo rat), 1891 nucleotides long. It is a transcript of the gene Mrgbp, whose product is annotated as MRG/MORF4L binding protein. The record is from RefSeq and is a predicted model, not a curated record. Gene Ontology annotation, cellular component: nucleus; NuA4 histone acetyltransferase complex. Bases 1 to 1155 code for a protein of 384 amino acids. The transcript is spliced from 6 exons. Gene Ontology annotation, biological process: regulation of transcription by RNA polymerase II. NCBI's taxonomy places the organism in Eukaryota, Metazoa, Chordata, Mammalia, Rodentia, Heteromyidae.
AUGCGAGCAGCCAGUGAGGCCCGUGGCUCCCACCCAUUGCUCCUGGACAGGCGGGGUUCCUGGGGUGCACCCACAAUCCAGUCGCCACCACUGCCCCUGCUUCACUGGGGCCCUGGGAACCCCUGCGCAAGGGGCUCCCGCCUCUGCGGCUGGAAGUUGUACUCCCUCUAUGAGGGACAGGUCUCGGGCAGCCCCGGUCGCAGCCCGGGUCCCAGCCCGGGCCGCAGCUCUCUCAGGAUCCUUGCUCCCCGGCAAGGCUGCUACCGGCCUGCAGCCCACCAGCUCGCCUCACAUUGGCAGGCCACUGUCCGUGUACCCCGGCAGCGCCUCCACCACGAGCCUGCUGCCAUGCCAGGCCCCACAGCCACGUCCGGCACCGCUCGGCAGCCCCUCUGUGUCAUUUUUUUCGUUGGUGGGCUGUGGGGUUCUCCUGAGGAUGGACGGACAGAGUCCCAGACAGGAGGACAUGGCCUGCCCAGCCCCACCGCGGGCACCAUCGGCUCCACACAGGCCAGCGACCUCCAAUUUUUCCUCAUCCAACGAAACGGCUCAGAGUCCAUUCUGCUGCCCAUCCCCCCAGAUGCCAUCCAGGCAGAAGCCGAGGAGACACCCCCGCCCCUCCCUGCCUCCCUCGCCCCCUCCCACUUCUCCCACCCUCUUGACCCGGCGUCCUGUUUCCCUCCCGCAGGAGUGAACCGACACUUCCACAUGAUUUGUAUCCGAGACAAGUUCAGCCAGAACAUCGGUCGGCAAGUCCCAUCCAAGGUCAUCUGGGACCACCUGAGCACUAUGUACGACAUGCAGGCCCUGCAUGAAUCUGAAAUUCUUCCCUUCCCGAAUCCAGAGAGGAACUUCGUCCUUCCAGAAGAAAUCAUUCAGGAGGUCCGAGAAGGAAAAGUGCUCAUUGAGGAAGAGGUGAAAGAGGAGAUGAAGGAAGAUGUGGACCCCCACAGCGGGGCUGAUGAUGUUUUUUCAUCUUCAGGGAGCUUGGGAAAGGCAUUAGAAAAAUCCAGCAAAGACAAGGAGAAGAACUCCUCAGACUUGGGGUGCAAAGAAGGGGCGGACAAACGGAAGCGCAGCCGGGUCACCGACAAAGUCCUGACUGCAAACAGCAACCCCUCCAGCCCCAGCGCCGCCAAGCGGCGUCGAACAUAGCCACUGGCAGCGCGGGAGAACGCUGACGCUGCGGUCCUUGCUGCCUGCUUGGGGGCCCUGGGGAAUGUGGCCAUCCAGAGAGGCGCCUGUGUGGGUCCCACCAAGUCAUGGAGGCCCCAAUGAACCCCAACAGCCAGGAUGAGAUGCACACAGAUGGUGAGGCCCCUGAAACCAUCUUGUAUUUUUCCUGACUGGCCACCACUCUGCAAGAGGGGAGCGGGGGAACGGAGCCAGAAGACCAGGAGUCCACAAGCAAUAAACCGCCAUCCUCACUGUCUUCCUGCGCACCCGGCCUCUGCAUCUGCUUGGCCCUCUGCGGCUCCUCUGCACCGACAUCUGCGGAAUGAGAACGUGCGUGGAGGCCACCACACCGCCCUGGUGGCCGCCCUCCCCACUGGGGAACAAACUGGAUUUUUGCCUCAUUCACUUGUACUGUAAUGUUGUAUAUAAUUUGGUUGGUACUUCGUUAUUUAAUUUUUUAAGAAACCUAUUUUGCUAGUGUUUUAUAUGAGAAAGUACUGCAAAUGUUAAACCUGUGUUGUAUUUUUCCUGAGGUGUUUUGUUUUAAGGUAACAACUACUGAGAUACUUUUUGCUCAGUUUUUAUAUGCCAGAAACAGAAAUUUGUAGCGGUUAUUUUUGUAAUUCUAGUAACCUGCAAGAAGACUAUGAGAGGACGCAGUGCUGGUUGAAGUACACUUUCAUUUGACUACAGAACAUUAAAAGUGCAGAGUUGA